AGAAAUGGUCGAUAUAGGGUGGCGUUUUUAGUGGCACGUCGCCAUUAUUAUCUAUAUUUUUGUUUUUAACUUUUCAUCCAGAGAGAAAAAGUUUUCAACUUGCAAGACUUCUGAGUAUGUUAACGAGUUUUCAAGCUCAACAACUAGGAAUGAACGGUGGAAUGGCAGUCACAAACCUUCUACCCGGCACAACUCCUCAAAGUCAGCCACCGCCGCCUCCACCCCCACCAGAGGAAAUGGAGGAAGAACCGCCGGCACCAGGCACUGAAGAACCGCUAAUGGAACCUACCCAACCAGAAGGUAAGUACCUUGUUUGUCUACAGGUUGCGUUUUUUCUAAAUGUAAAUCCUCAAGUAACGGACAGCCAUACUAAUAUGCGAAUGUCUGCUUGAGAUGUUCCAGAAAUCGGGUCGGCGGACACACAUUGACUUCCAUGGAGUAGAUUGAGAUUGCUGUAACCGUAGCCUUCGAGCGGUUACACGGUAGGAGUCAAAUGAUGUUUCGAAAUUGUGAUUGAGUAUGGGUUUUAGAUAAUCAUUUAAAAAAUUUAUGUUAUGUCCGUUUUAGUUCAGGCACUGAUAUUAACGCAUACUCAUUCAUUUUAUAUUCAGAAGUAACCAAUAAUUUUCUUUUAAGUUGGUAAAGGAACAGCAUUUUGUGUUAGACAUGUCUAUUUUCUUUUUGUGCUUACAGAUGUGAUUAGACGCUACUAAGGUACGAGUUACACGAGUUGCAUUGUUUCCUUUACUUGAAGUUUGGCACCCAACGAGGACAACAUUCCUAAGAAAUGUCCUUCCAUCAAUUACCUUUUUGAUAUCGAUCAAACCGGAGAAGUUGUAACAGGUCCCGGUGCUAGAACUAAUACCAUCGCUGGGAUCCUCGGUGGGGCUUUGCCAAAACUUUCAUCAGAUCAGAGUGACGCUGUAGCAAAAGCAAAAAAAUAUGCGAUGGAACAGAGUAUACGAAUGGUACUUAUGAAGCAGACUAUCGCCUACCAGCAACAGCAAAUGGCUAGUCAGAGGACUCAGGUCCAGAGGCAGCAGGCUCUCGCCCUUAUGUGCAGAGUCUACGUGGGAAGCAUCAGUUUCGAACUGAAGGAAGACACCAUCAGACAAUCGUUCCUACCAUUUGGACCCAUCAAAUCAAUAAACAUGUCCUGGGACCCUGUUACCCAAAAACACAAAGGAUUUGCCUUUGUUGAAUAUGAGAUUCCUGAAGCAGCCCAGCUGGCCUUGGAGCAAAUGAAUGGGGUUAUGAUUGGUGGACGUAACAUCAAAGUGGUGGGACGCCCCAGCAACAUGCCCCAGGCGCAAACUGUCAUUGAUGAAAUUCAAGAAGAGGCCAAGUUGUAUAACAGGAUUUAUGUGGCAUCAAUACAUCCUGAUCUAAAUGAAGAUGAUAUUAAAAGUGUAUUUGAGGCCUUUGGUCCAAUUAUCUACUGUAAACUUGCCCAAGGUUCAAGUGGUCACAAGCACAAAGGUUACGGUUUCAUUGAGUAUGAAAGUGCUCAAGCUGCAAAUGAAGCCAUAGCCAGUAUGAACUUGUUUGACUUGGGGGGUCAGUAUUUACGUGUGGGGCGCGCUAUUACGCCUCCAAAUGCCCUAUUGGGUCCAUCAAGCGGUUCAAAUGCUUUACCCACCGCAGCGGCAGUUGCAGCUGCUGCUGCCACUGCCAAAAUCCAAGCCAUGGAUGCUGUGGCUAGUAAUGCAGUGGCUUUAGGUUUAACAAAGUUGACUCAACCGACACCAAUACCUAUAUCUACCCCAACCGUAACAACUUUACCAGUUGUAGGAGCACCUGGGGUGGCUAUUCCAACGGUAGCACCUAUCAUACCGGCACCUGGGGCUGUUAUACCACCACCAGGCAUAGCCAUACCUCAAAUUACUCCAAACAACACUAUACAGCCUGCGAUAAUACCUCCAACAGUUGUGGGAGCUGUAGGGGGUGCUUUGCCUCUUGUAACAGGAUUAGCAAUACCACAAGUAAUUCCAGCAACUUUACCUCCUCCGACUGUGGUAACUCCAACAGUUUCACAGCCUUCACAGAAACAAAACGCCAACCAUCAACAGGAGGCAAUGAAACGUGCCGCCGAAGCUCAAUUAAAACAGCAAGAAGAACUGCAAAAAAAACUGUUAGACCAGAAUGAACCUCAAACUUUACAGCAACAGGAGAAUAUGUCGAUCAAAGGUCAAAAUGCGCGACAUUUUGUGAUGCAAAAGCUGAUGAGGAAGGUGGACUCACGGGUUGUUAUACUUAGGAAUAUGGUGGGCCCUGAAGAUGUCGAUGAAUUGUUGCAGGAUGAGAUACAGGAAGAAUGUAGCAAAUAUGGACAGGUGGAGAAAGUUAUCAUUUAUAAUGAGAAGCAAUCAGAGGAAGAUGAUAAUGACAUUAUAGUCAAAAUAUUUGUGGAAUUUGGGGAGACUGUUGAAGCUGAAAAGGCAAGGGACUCAUUGAAUGGCCGGUAUUUUGGUGGAAGGAUGGUGCGGGCAACUCUUUAUGACCAGACAUUAUUCGAUCAUAGUGAUUUUUCAGGAUAAGCUCUAAAUAGGUUUAGGUUAAAUUUUAUUGUUUUAAUAUUUAUUUUGAGACUAAAGCAGCAAGCAACCACACCAUUGUUGACUAUAUUGAUUACAAAAUCAAAUGAUUGAAAUGAAAUUUUUUAAGGCUAACUGUAUUAUGUUUUCCCUGUAAAUAAAGU
Cylas formicarius (sweet potato weevil) is the source of this 2698-nucleotide messenger RNA. It is a transcript of the gene hfp, whose product is annotated as poly(U)-binding-splicing factor half pint. Bases 948 to 2537 code for a protein of 529 amino acids. Gene Ontology annotation, biological process: alternative mRNA splicing, via spliceosome; regulation of alternative mRNA splicing, via spliceosome; mRNA splice site recognition. The transcript has 9 exons. Gene Ontology annotation, molecular function: RNA binding. Lineage: Eukaryota; Metazoa; Arthropoda; Insecta; Coleoptera; Brentidae. The record is from RefSeq and is a predicted model, not a curated record. Gene Ontology annotation, cellular component: precatalytic spliceosome; catalytic step 2 spliceosome.